AUGGCGGAGGAACCACAGCCGAAGAAAUGGAAGGGGGGCGAGGAGCAGGAGCGCAGCGCUGAUGAUGCCAUGGCGACGCGCCACAAGGUGUGGCAAGCCAUGGCUCCUUUCAGGGAAGGAACGCGAAGGCCCACGCCAGCGGACAUCAAGCGCACGACAGACAAGUUCUUCGAAGCAAACAGCAGUGCCUCUGUGGAGAAGUGCAAGGAUGCCCUGAAGGAGCUCAUGACACAGACGGGCUGCAACAAAGUCGCAGACGACGCCUUGCUCAACUCUGCUGUUGCUGCCAUGGCACCAAAGGAUGGCACUGUCAACGUCCCAGACUUUCUCCUCUGCUGGAACAACUGGAUGAAAUUGGGCGAGCGCCCCCGCACAGCGCUGAUUGUCGUUGAUGUCCAGCAUGACUUUAUCGACGGCAGCCUCGCCCUUCGCGCAUGCGACGCCAAGCAGGAUGGGGCAGAGGUUGUGCCAAUCAUCAACGCACUUCACCGGACAGCUCCAUUUGACCUCGUCGUCAUCACCAAGGACUGGCAUCCACGUGACCACAUUUCAUUCCACCCAAACCUUACGCAAGAGCGGCUCCAUUCCAGCGAAACGCGAAAUGUCAAGGACAUCCCACUCUUCGCACAGGUAAAGCUUGCUGACGGGCAGACCCAGACUAUGUGGCCGGCGCACUGCGUCCAGGGAUCAAAGGGUGCUGAGCUGCACAAGGACCUCGAAGUGGGAAACCUGGACCACACCGUCGUCAAGGGAACCAACAGCAUGAUUGACUCGUACUCUGCGUUCUUUGACAACGCCCGCAAGUCCAAGACACCGCUCUCAGACCUCCUCCGCCGCUACAAGAUCGAUGACGUGUACUGCUGCGGGUUGGCCUACGACCGGGAACAGCAACACGAAUGCCAGUGA
Messenger RNA from Salpingoeca rosetta, 906 nucleotides. RefSeq lists its product as uncharacterized. The record is from RefSeq and is a predicted model, not a curated record. NCBI's taxonomy places the organism in Eukaryota, Choanoflagellata, Craspedida, Salpingoecidae. The transcript has 12 exons. The coding region runs from base 1 to 906 and encodes 301 amino acids.